UCACUUUUUUGGAGCAGCCACCGCAUACUGAAGUACUUGAGGAUUGUUUACACACAAAAUUUUUUUUUUCCGGCACUUAUCAAAACUCUGGAAACUAUUUUCGGCGUGCAUUUUGCGGACAAACCAAACGGGCAACUAUACCAUAAAGUGUUUUGCAGCAAAGGUAACCGGUUGAUGUCGGAUAUGGAGGUUUCCGAUGUGCAAAAGGAUAUAUUCGAGAAAAUCGAACUUAACAAGGCUGACGAGCUCCGAGCUUUGCUGGCUGCCAACAAAAUUAAAACCGAAUUUACUGAUGAAAAUGGCAUGAGCCCGCUCCAGCAUGCCUGCUACAAGGGCAACAAGGACAUUGUGCAAAUGUUACUGGAUCACGGAGCCGAUCCAAACAAAUGCGAGCACGAGCACAAGUACACGGCUCUGCACUUUGCUGCUCUGAGCGGCAAUGCUGAUCUAUGUCAUUUGUUAAUGGCUUACGGAGCUAAAGUUAAUGCGCUCAAUAGUGUGGGCAGAACUGCGGCUCAGAUGGCUGCAUUUGUAGGGAACCAUAAUUGCGUUGUUGUGAUCAAUAACUUUAUACCAAAGGCAGAUGUGGACUACUACAUCAAAGCUCAGGGCUUGCAGAAAGAACCAAUGUUGCAUCCACACCUGGCAGAUUCUUUCCAUUUGUUUAUUAUGCAAGUCAAUGUCCACCCAAUCAGAGUUAUCAUGAAUUUACAAAAGUUUCCUGGUCUAUUGGAUAAUUUGUCAAUGAUUCAAAAAGUUCUUGAAACUAUGUGCCACAAAGAAAUGACCAAAGGUCCAGAGACGAAUGAAAUUAUGGCUUUCAAAUAUCAUUACCUCGGCUGUGUCGUAGGUGAAGUAAUUAGAUUUAAAAAUCGUCAAGAAACAAUGAAAACUAGUAAAGCUGAGGAUGAAAGAAUGGUAGAAGACCACACGGAAGACAAAUCUGAUGAGAAAAAGGCUGAUGUCGUAGAAUUGCUGGUCAAAAAGUUAUUAAAGUGUAAAAGUAAUGGAUCCUACGAUUAUCAGGAGCAAUUUUUAAAAGACAUAGUUCGGGAGUUCAACUACAGGGAUAGUGCCAUUUUUAGACAGAUGGUCGCAACAUUGGCCAGUUCAAGUCCUCCUAGUGCAGUUUCCGUCAUUGCUGCAGCCAUAAACGGUCAGAGAGCUUUUAAUGAUAGUGCGCAAAUAUGUGCAACUUGCGGAGAAGAGAAAGCAACAAAAAAAUGCAGCAGAUGCAAAACGGUUCAAUACUGCGACAGAGAAUGUCAAAGAGUGCACUGGUUUUUGCACAAAAGAGCUUGUAAUCGUUUAAGCCAGUCUAACAGUUCUCAAGAAAAAAUACCUGACGAAAUAGACAGUAGACAAAUCAGCACAGAUGUUACUUCUAGACUUGAGCAAAUGCACGUUAGUUAAUUUUUACUUGAAUGCUUCUGUAUUUAUAGCUGUUGUGAAAUUUAUGUAUUUCAUUUGUUGUGUUAUGUAUAUUUAUUUUACACUUACGAAACUGACAUUUUCCGUUUAUGUUAUUGUUUUAAAAAGGAAAAGUAUAAUUUGUAAGCCGUAUCUUAAAGAUGUAGGCACCAACUUUUUUUAAGUAUAUUUUUUAUCAGUUUUAUUGGUAUUUAUUUUUCCACAAACACAAUGUGGUCUAACCAUAUUAAAAUAAAUAUGAUAAAGUCAUUAUUGAAAAUCAUGUGAAUUUUUCAAUAUAAAAUCAACAAUAAGAAUUGUAUGUGUUCUCUAAAUUCUAUGCAGUGUCACUUUUGGAAAAUAUAACUCUUA
This is a messenger RNA of Copidosoma floridanum, 1782 nucleotides long. Its product is annotated as ankyrin repeat and MYND domain-containing protein 2. Gene Ontology annotation, molecular function: protein binding. The record is from RefSeq and is a predicted model, not a curated record. NCBI's taxonomy places the organism in Eukaryota, Metazoa, Arthropoda, Insecta, Hymenoptera, Encyrtidae.